AUGCUCGCUCUAAUUCCUCUUCUCUGCGUUGUGCCGGUUAUACUGGGGGUGUCCCUCCAGGAUAACUAUGGGUACGAUCAAUUUCACUUCGAGUUCGAGGAUCUCGAUCAGGAACCCCUUGGAACCGCUCCAACGCCUGUGCAACGUGCAGAGUCAUUGGGAUACUUCGCCGAGACUCACGAGGUUGUCACCGAGGAUGGCUACAUUCUGCAGAUGCACAGGAUCAUGGGAUCCCGUAAGAGCCCUCGAGCAGACAACAAACCAGCUGUGUUGGUGGUCCAUGGUCUGUUGGACUGCUCCGCUGGCUGGGUGGUGGCAAUCCCAGAGAAGAGUUUGGGCUACAUACUGGCCGACUGGGGCUACGAUGUCUGGCUGGCCAGCAUACGUGGCACCAGGUAUUCGAGGAACCACAAGUGGCUGACCACCAAGGAUUCACGCUACUGGAUGUUCAGCUGGCACGAGAUCGGGUUUUACGAUCUUCCAGCGAUGAUCGACGGGAUUCUGAACGUUACCAAACAGAAGAAAAUUCUGUAUAUCGGCUUCAGUCAAGGUGGCACCUCGUUCUUGGUGAUGGCCAGCGAACGGCCGGAGUAUCAAGAGAAACUUGAGGCGGCCUUUCCGUUGGCACCGGCAUCGUUCAUGUCCCAUACGACGAACCCUUUCAUACAACUUUUGGCGCCCCAUGCUAAUAACCUUAACGAACUCGCCUCGUUGAUCGGCAUGCACGAGUUUCAGCCAUCAGGCAAAUUAUUGCAGACUAUAGCCGGUAAGAUGUGCAGCGAUCCAAUUAUAGGUAAACUGUGCUCUAGCUUGUUAAUCCUCAUUGCUGGUAAAAAUGACAAGCAGUUGAACACGACACUCAUACCGGAAAUCCUGCAGUACAGUCCUGCUGGCGCGGGUACACGACAGUUUGUACAUUAUGCGCAACUGAUAAACUCCGGAAACUUCGCACAGUACGAUCAUGGACUUAUCGGUAAUAUGAAACAAUACGGUCACAUACGUCCUCCAAAGUAUAAUCUUGACAGAAUCAAGAUGCCCGUUUACAUAUUCUACGGCAGCAACGACGAAUUUGUCAGCGUUAAGGACAUAAACAAGUUGUACAACAUGAUGCCGAACGCUGAGAGAUUCCUGGUUCCGUAUAAAUGGUUCACGCACCUGGACUUCAUGUGGGCAAAGAAUGUCGAUACCAUGUUGUACAAUAGGCUUGUGAGUCUUAUGGAGAGGCACAGGAAGAAUCUUCUGACGUCCAACUGAAACACCUGUACGCGAUUUUCGUGAAACGAAAUAUGAUAUUGU
Dufourea novaeangliae is the source of this 1296-nucleotide messenger RNA. Its product is annotated as lipase 3-like. Gene Ontology annotation, biological process: lipid metabolic process. The transcript is spliced from 8 exons. Gene Ontology annotation, molecular function: hydrolase activity, acting on ester bonds. NCBI's taxonomy places the organism in Eukaryota, Metazoa, Arthropoda, Insecta, Hymenoptera, Halictidae. The record is from RefSeq and is a predicted model, not a curated record. Bases 1 to 1254 code for a protein of 417 amino acids.